CCCGCCCACCUAGCGCAGGUGGGCAUGCGCAAUUCUUGUUCUCCAGACCCUGCUGGGCUUUUCCCGCCCUUCCCCGGCCUUUGGAGGAGGGUCGGAGUUCACUUUCUUCUAGCUAUAACCUGCCCGAUGAGGGUUGGAUGCGGGACUAACAGGUCGUGGUCGUCAUUUUGGUUCUAAAUCUUAGGAGGGGGCAAAGGACGUUCUACGACUUUAGGCCAAGAGCCAGGAGGCGGGAAGAAGUUGUGUGGGCGGGGCCGGGGUGAGAGGUCAGAGGGCUGCGAGCGGGGCGGAGCGAACCUGAGGCGGAUGGCGGCUCACCACCUUCCGCGGCAGAGGCGCUGAAGCUGGGACCCGAGUCGGGCGCCUUAGGCGGAGGAAGGAGAGCGGCGGCCGCUCCCAACAUGCACAGCCUGGCGACCGCGGCGCCUGUGCCUACUGCACUGGCUCAAGUGGAUAGAGAAAAAAUCUAUCAGUGGAUCAACGAGCUAUCCAGCCCUGAGACAAGGGAAAAUGCUUUGCUGGAGCUAAGUAAGAAGCGAGAAUCUGUUCCUGAUCUUGCACCCAUGCUGUGGCAUUCCUUUGGUACUAUAGCAGCACUUUUACAGGAAAUUGUAAAUAUUUACCCAUCUAUCAACCCACCUACCUUGACAGCGCACCAAUCCAACAGAGUUUGCAAUGCUCUGGCAUUACUGCAAUGUGUGGCAUCACACCCAGAAACCAGGUCAGCUUUUCUUGCAGCACAUAUCCCACUUUUUUUGUACCCCUUUUUGCACACUGUCAGCAAAACACGUCCCUUUGAGUAUCUUCGGCUCACCAGUCUAGGAGUUAUUGGAGCCUUGGUGAAAACAGAUGAGCAAGAAGUAAUCAACUUUUUAUUGACAACAGAAAUUAUUCCUUUGUGUUUACGCAUUAUGGAAUCUGGAAGUGAGCUUUCUAAAACGGUUGCCACAUUUAUCCUCCAGAAGAUCCUCUUAGAUGACACUGGUUUGGCUUAUAUAUGUCAGACAUACGAGCGUUUUUCUCAUGUUGCCAUGAUCUUGGGUAAAAUGGUCCUGCAGCUGUCCAAAGAGCCUUCUGCCCGCCUACUGAAGCAUGUAGUAAGAUGUUACCUUCGACUUUCAGAUAAUCCCAGGGCACGUGAAGCACUCAGGCAGUGCCUCCCUGACCAGCUGAAGGACACAACCUUUGCCCAGGUGCUAAAAGAUGACACCACCACGAAACGCUGGCUUGCACAACUGGUGAAGAACCUUCAAGAGGGCCAGGUCACCGAUCCCCGGGGUAUCCCCCUGCCCCCUCAGUGAUCCCCCUGUCUCCUCCCACUAUUCCCCCAAGUUGGGGAAGGGAGGGGAACCCACGAGGAAAACAGCUCAGGUUUUAUCGCCGACCGAGAAUAGACAACCUCAAUGCUGAACUGCACUGGAGAAAAGGGGCAAGCUACCCCUGCUGAGGUGUAUGGGCUGCCAUCUCAGGCUGCCUUGAGGACCUCGUUGAGGACCUGGGCUCCCUCGGCUACUCCCAGGAAAUGGGCUUCUGACACAGCAGUCUGCCACCACAGCCCCAGAAGGGUGUCAACACCAGCAAAUGCUGUAUUAGCAGCAUGCCCAAGAUGACCCUGCUUCCCUUCCUCUACCUAGCCACUGGCAGGAAGGGGAGACAGUGGUGAUAGCAGCAGCACUCUAGGCAUGGUGAGCGCCUGGGACCAAGCCAUGUGGCGUUUUUUACUUUGCCUUCCUGGAAGACUCAAGAUGUGUCUCUUAAUUCUCUCUCUCAGUAUUUGUUUACUUUGGUUUUUUUGUUUUUAAUCUCAGAGAGAGGUAUGUUAGUGGACACAGCUAUAAUUUUCAGCAAGACUUUGUCAAUUGGCACUGUUUACAAGUCUGUUAGCUGCAUAAGCUCAAUAAAAAGUUGGUCUGGGCAUUACAUCCCCUCUGGCAGGCCAAUAGCUGCAUCAGGCUGUUGGGCGGAAUGGGAGUCAGGGGAAAGAUGUAAAGCCAAAGGACAGCAGGAAAACACCGCCUGUUUCCCUCCUUCUCCCAUUCUUCUGCUCCUAUUCCUGGGUGCCGUGAGGACCUUAACCUUGUUUCUGGCUUUAGCUGCUAGCUUUUCCAAAUCUGUGCUUUUCCUUUUUCAUUUCCCUCUUAUUAAACUUAAAAUAGAUGUCUUAACUCAUCCUGCUAUCCUGAAAGGGUAUUAUAUUGUGGCAAGAGGGGUGGCAGUCUUCAAAUUCAAGUCUUCAGAGAUGUAUUCCAGAUGAUAUUUAAAAGGGAGGUGCCUGGGAUUAAGGUGCUAGGCCACCUGAUCCCAUUCUUGUAGUGUGAAUUUCAGCAGCUCCAUCUGUCUUCAUGAUUGUACUUGAAGCAGUAUUAGCUGAAUGGGUUUAUUUUAUUCACAUUUGAAAUGGAGGGCUGGACUCUGCUUGCUCACUCAGUCUUUCCCUUUUGUCCAUGGGAAUUACAGGGUUCACUAAAAUAGUUUUCACUUGUUCGUACUGUGUUGGAGAAUUCCCCUUCCUUCUCCUGAGCGUUAGCUUGUUCUGUUCACAAUCCACAGGCUUGAACCUAACCUACUAUAAUCUGCCUUGCCUUCCCCAGUCCUUUCCUGUUAGUAUCUGCUUCUCUUAUACCCAUCUCCAGUCAGAGAUGGGUUUGCUGGUCCAGCUCUAGAGAGGGACCAAGUCUUUUCUGUCCACAUCUCAUACAAUUGAGGAUGUAGGUCUCUGAACAAGUUUGAGGAAGAUCUAUAAGGGCAAGUUUAGAAAUCUUUGCAGAGGCAGUAUUGCCAACUCAAGGGCUCUUUCAAGCCGACUUUCACAAAGGGAGCCGGCCUUGUUAGUUGGCUUCUGUCUCAUUAGAGCCAAGAAAGUAGUAAUUAAAUAGCCUAGAUAUAGGAAGGGUAGAAUAAGCACUUAUUCCUCUGCCUUCCAAAAUGAAGAGGAGAACCAGACCUGAAGAGGAGAGGUCUUGGAGAAAGCAGAAACCAGCAUGGACUGGAUAAACGUCUUGACUUCCUUCAGCCCACAGCCUGUGAUCUGGAGAGUCCACCUAGGGUAAUCCUGAUUUUUGACAACCGCCUUCCUGCUGAGCCAAAGUUUUCUCAUUCCCCCUCCACUGGGGAAGCAGCUGAGGCCCAGGCCUUGCUCCCUGGGAAGUUCUCUCCAUCUUUCGGUGCAUUGGCCAUGUUACUGUGCCAAUAGUGUCUUAAUUCUUGUCCCAUCUAUUCUCAGCUGGCCUUGGAACGCACAUAGGAGUUAUUGGGGGAGGGGCAGAAUGGGUAUUAUUCCUUAUGGUUGGUCUUGAUGUUUUGUGUAUUGUAUAAAGAGACCCCUCCCCUUAUUUUGUGUUUUCCAUCCCUCUCACUCCCUCAACAGGACUGAAAUAAAACAUGCUUCUGUUUUUGUAAAAAUAA
Molecule: messenger RNA, 3405 nt
Organism: Chinchilla lanigera (long-tailed chinchilla)
Lineage: Eukaryota; Metazoa; Chordata; Mammalia; Rodentia; Chinchillidae
Gene: Cnot9
Product: RCD1 required for cell differentiation1 homolog (S. pombe)
Exons: 8
Coding region: 402-1301 (299 amino acids)
Biological process (GO): mRNA catabolic process; negative regulation of translation
Cellular component (GO): CCR4-NOT complex; P-body; CCR4-NOT core complex
Source: RefSeq, a predicted model, not a curated record